Sarcophilus harrisii (Tasmanian devil) is the source of this 784-nucleotide messenger RNA. RefSeq names its product anaphase promoting complex subunit 15 (gene ANAPC15). Gene Ontology annotation, biological process: regulation of mitotic cell cycle spindle assembly checkpoint. Gene Ontology annotation, cellular component: anaphase-promoting complex. Lineage: Eukaryota; Metazoa; Chordata; Mammalia; Dasyuromorphia; Dasyuridae. The record is from RefSeq and is a predicted model, not a curated record.
CUACUAACACUUUUGUGCGAGACGACAUCACGUUCGAAACGAUACCAGGGAGCGUAGCGGGCAAUCUCUCGGUUCGCGCAUGCGCGUCACUAGGGGAGGCGGUUGUGGCGGGCGUACCGUUGAGCGAGAAACGAAUCUUUGUCAAGUUCUGACGCAACCUUAUGCUGAAGGCGGCUGAAGUACUUCCGGGUCGCCACCGGUAACCACUUCCUGGCGCGAAGUCAUGUCUACGUUGUUUCCCUCACUACUUCCCCGUGUCACUGAGUCCUUGUGGUUUAACUUGGACCGACCCUGUGUGGAUGAAAAUGAGCUACAGCAGCAAGAGCAGCAGCAUCAGGCCUGGCUCCAGAGUAUUGCUGAGAGAGACAACAACUUAGUACCCAUUGGGAAACCAGCUUCAGAGCACUAUGAUGACGAGGAAGAAGAGGAUGAUGAGGAUGACGAGGACAGUGAGGAAGACUCAGAAGAUGAUGAGGACAUGCAGGACAUGGAUGAAAUGAAUGAUUAUAAUGAGUCCCCUGAUGAUGGGGAAAUCAAUGAGGUGGAUAUGGAAGGUGCUGAGCAGGACCAGGACCAGUGGAUGAUCUAGCAGGGACUGACAGGACAAUGCUGCACACCGGACCCCAGAGCUGUCUUCUCUCUCUGGGUCUCUUGGGUACAGGGCAGUUACCCACUGAAGCCCCAAGAGUUGCUUGGCUGGGCUGCUGGACCUCCUCCACCCACUUCCCAGCCUCCACCUCCUAACCCCUUUAAUAAAGACACAAAGUGGUUUCUUUUCAAAGUC